CUGCAGAAGGACUUUAUAUAGUUUAUUAUUAUUAUGUACAAAGAAGGGAGGACGGAAAGACCCCUCUCUCACUUUCUCUCUCACUAUCUCUCUCUCUGCCGCCAUCCAGCUUGCCUCAUCUUUCGUUUUAUGUGUGCAAAGACAUGCGCAAACAACACCCCCGCCCACCUGCGCCGACACUUGUCCGCCACCAUCCAAACAGCCCAUCCACUGGAGCAGCCCACUCUCUAGCAGCAGCAGCAGCAGCAGCUGCUUUAGAGUUGUAUAAAUAAGGCACAGCUAGGAGCAGCCAGCCUCAGUUGCUGGACAGUGUUGCUCGCGUAUUCUCCUUGUUGUUGCCCAUUUGCACAGCAGCAGCAGAUAGGAAAUUGUUAUCCUGGCCACGUUACACAGCCGCAAACUGUUGCGAAAAGUCAGCAAAGCGGAAAAGUUGCAAUUGAAUAGCGGAAGUUAAUUCGUUCCCAUGUGCUUGCCCCAUCACCGAUCGCUGUAAUUGCACAAAGUUUGGAGUAUUCCACUUAAGUCGAGACCAGCUUUGUUUAUAGCUCAUCUGGCUCUUCCUUUAAGCUGCCUUCUAUCCACGCACUAUGACUAAUUCGAAACGCAAACAGCCUACAAAGCCAAAUGCAACAGAUGCCAACAUCGAAGACCACAAAUCCACGGCUGUAGUUGAUGAGCCGCCCAAGUCGAGCCCAGAGUUGGCAGCGACGACGUCCACGCCUACUGCUCAGUUUUUCAAGCUUUGCUUUGGACAUGAGCUGCACAAUUUUGCUAACUUGAAAAGUUUUAGCAGCUGGCUGCAACGACCGGUAGAUGGCGCUGCCUUGGGUGUAUUCCGGAUGCUCUACGGCGCGGCUAUGUUGAUCGAUAUUGCAGAGGAGCGAGGUGGCGGACAGCUGGACGUGCGUUUUGGCGAGCCUCAUCACUGUCACUUUCCACUGUUCAAUGGAAUAAACGCUCUGGCUUAUCCGCUGAUGGGCUGCGUCUAUCUGGCGAUGUGGCUGGGCGCAAUAGGCAUUAUGCUUGGAUAUCGCUUUCGCUGCAGCUGCUUGACAUUUGUGACGAGCUACUGGUACAUCUUCUUGCUGGACAAGCCGGCGUGGAAUAAUCACAGCUAUCUAUUUGGCUUGGUGGGCACAUUGCUGCUGUUCACGAGUGCGAAUAGCUAUUGCUCGUUGGACAGUUGGCUGCAUCCAGAGCUACGCCGAGCGGUGCCCUAUUGGAAUUACUUUCUCAUCAAGUUUCAGUUCUUUGUGCUCUACAUGUACGCUGGCUUGAAGAAGUUCUCGUUCGAGUGGCUCUCCGGCUAUGCGAUGUCGAGUCUUAGUCAGCAUUGGGUCUUUGCGCCAUUUCGUCAGCUCUUGGAUGGGGAGCUCAUCGAUCUGCUGAUUAUCCAUUGGUUCACGGCCUUCUUUGAUCUGUCUAUAGCGUUCUUUAUGACGUGUGAGAAGACGCGUUUGUUGGUGACUCCAUUUAUGCUCAGUUUUCAUUUGAUGAACUCGCGUCUAUUUUCCAUAGGCAUGUUUCCUUGGGUUUGCUUGGCGGAGGUGCCGCUCUUCUUCAGCUUCGACUGGCCCAGACGUGUGCGCUGCCAGGCUAAGCCUGGCUCGCCAGCAUUUGAAGAGCAGAGUAAAAGGCCAAUUCAAUCCUCACCUGGCUUCAUGGCUCAGCUGCGCAGUUGCGUAAUCCUUUUUUACUGCGCCCUGCAGCUCUUCUUGCCCUACUCACACUUCAUUACCAAGGGCUACAACAACUGGACGAAUGGUCUAUAUGGCUACUCGUGGGACAUGAUGGUGCACUCGUAUGAUACGGUAUUGACAUCCAUCAAGGUGGUUGACAAUAACAAUCAGCAGGUGCAUCAUCUCAAUCCCUAUGCCUUCACCGAAUACGAUCGCUGGACCAAAUAUGCCGACAUGGCGGUGCAGUACGCCAAGUGCAUCGAGAAGAACAUUCACGACGAUAUGGACAAAAAUCCGGAAAACAGUCCGCUGAGCAGUAGAAACAUUUCCAUAUACUUUGAUAUCUGGUGCGCCAUGAAUGGACGUUUCCAGCAGCGAACCUUUGAUCCACGAGUGGAUCUGCUCAAAGCGCCCUGGUCACCCUUUGAACGAACUUCCUGGUCGCUGCCUCUACUCACAGAGCUUAAUCAUAUGCGACCGAAAUUGAAGACGAUUACCAACGAGGUGCUCGCCUGGAAUAACUAUUCGGAUGUUAUAUUCGUGGCCGAUUUUCCUGGUCUAACACUGAGCAACUUCAUCGCACCGGCUCUAUUCAACUGCAGCCUCACGAUCCUUGAGGGCAAUGUACGCUACAAGAGCGCCAAGGAUGGCGAGGCGUAUUUCCUGACUGCCGGCAAGAGCAUCAGCCUGGAGAGCAAUGCCACCCACUAUGUGACCACCAUUGGCCAGAAGCCCGCCUCCUAUUUAUAUACCUACGUAAACAAGACAAUGCUCGAUCAGGAUAUUGUAAUAGACAACGAGGGUCAAACCAGCGAACGACCUUUGUUGCCGUUGUGGAACGAGUUCAAGCAACGCAUCGCCAAUUACCAACAGUUCCUUAAACAUUUAGCCAAUUGUUUACUCUUUUUAAUAUACGAUGUGCCCAUACCCAUUUCCAUACGAGAGAGAGAUUAAGAAUGAAGCAGUCGAGACUAUAUAUUCCACUUGCUACAACAAAAGUAUUUUCUUGCCUGAGUCCCUAAGUGUCACAUAAUUUGUGCGUGAUAAAACUGAUAAUAAAUGUUUAAUGUUAUACCUCUGACAGCAAGAUUUUUAAACUUAAUAGGUAUUCAAAGAAUUUU
Drosophila hydei is the source of this 2800-nucleotide messenger RNA. Its product is annotated as vitamin K-dependent gamma-carboxylase. Gene Ontology annotation, biological process: peptidyl-glutamic acid carboxylation. NCBI's taxonomy places the organism in Eukaryota, Metazoa, Arthropoda, Insecta, Diptera, Drosophilidae. The record is from RefSeq and is a predicted model, not a curated record. The transcript is spliced from 4 exons. Gene Ontology annotation, molecular function: vitamin binding; gamma-glutamyl carboxylase activity. Bases 588 to 2633 code for a protein of 681 amino acids.